This is a messenger RNA of Phyllotreta striolata, 11059 nucleotides long. The record is from the annotation of a GenBank genome assembly. Lineage: Eukaryota; Metazoa; Arthropoda; Insecta; Coleoptera; Chrysomelidae.
AGAUUUAAUUUAAUAUGUCUCCACUAUUAUUAGUGGGGAUAUUGAUCUCCACGGCUUUCGCCGACAAUCCCCACGUGAAGGGGGGCUUUUCGGCCAAUCCGAGCGAGAUAAACUCUCUAGUCAACCACCAAAAUGCGCACCAAUCGGGCGAUCCCCAAGACUUCUGGUGGAUGCGCUCCGAUAGUCCCAUGAAAGCCGCUUACGAUUACUACAAGAAAUGCUCGGAAAAAGGAAACUGUUUACCGCCCGUGAACCUACAAAAAGAAGAAGAAGAAGGCAGUUUCGGCCCCAUAGACGUGAAGAAAAACCCUUUUCUAAAUGGAGUUUACGAAGCCGGCGGCUCCAGCUCUUCGUUCCAAACGAAGGAAAACGGAGCAGCAUUUUCUGAUAAACAACGAUUCGCCACCGCCGGCUCCGGUGAGGCGGUAAAGAACGAGAAUGGUUUCAUCGGAGUGCAACCGAAGAAGCCCAGUUUCCCCACCUCCCAUCCGCUGGAAAACAAGCAACCCUUUCCCGACAAGAGGCCGGGAGCUCCCCAACCCUUCGGCUACCCAGCCAACGACAAUGACAACGAAGUCGUCUCGGACAAAGUCCCUGACAAAAUCCCCUGCGGAGGUCAAGGAAGAGCGUGCGUGAAAAAGAGUUCGUGCAUCAACGGCGUCGUCAGUGAGGACGUCCAAGCGGACGAAAUUAACGAAGAAGUUCAACACUGCGACAAAACAACGGAAUCCUGUUGUUCCUUACUGGCGGCGGAUGCUUCGAAUCUAUCGCCGAAAUCCUCCUUCCCGACGAGCAUCAACGAGCUCCUCGACAAUACCGGCAAAAGUUCCUCGUCACAAAAAUCCACCUCCAAGUUAUCGGGGGGUCCGACCGACGUAUACAGGGAUAACAUAAAACCCCAAGUAUUGCAUGUGGGCGAAAGCGGGUCUACAAAUAAGGCCAGUACCGGCAAACCCACUAGAGAAGUACCGCCAAAUGGUAAUUCGUACUUUGCUUCGACCCCUGAUUACAGUAACGUACAAUUCGACAGCGGCGUGAGGUUUUCAUCGACCAUAAGAGGACCUGCUUAUCUUCCUCCAAUAGAACCAGUCACACCGGCGCCUUGUCCGUUUGGCUUCGUUAGACAACCUGAUGGUAGUUGUAGCAGACCACCACGUCCACAGUGUCCGCCAGGUUUUAUCAGGCGGCCUGACGGAACUUGCGACAGAAAUACCGAUGAAUCCAACGAUCCAAAACCUAUACCCGUGUGUCCUGAAGGCACUAUUAGACAACCGAAUGGACUUUGUGCUCCCAAGCCACCGCCGGUGUUGUAUUGUCCUCCAGGGACGGUUCUUCAAGAAAAUGGUUCUUGCCAAGUAGUUUGUACUGGCGAUAAAAAAUUGAUAAACGGCGUCUGUGAGUACACACCUUGCCAGCCAGGUUACAUUAGACUACCUAAUGGAAAAUGUAGUCCAAGACCUGUACCACCAAUCGUUUGUCCACCAGGUGUCAUUAAACUACCUAAUGGAAAAUGUGCCGAAAAACCUGAGUGUCCUCCGGGUAGUAUUAGAGGGCGAAAUGGAGAAUGUAAGAAACUAGAAAUCAUUUGUUCGGACGGAACCCUAAUAUCACAAGGUGGUAAAUGCCCACCAACACCACCUCCUGUGUUAUAUUGUCCUCCAGGGACUGUUGUUCAACCAGAUGGUUCCUGCGAACCUAAAGAACCAGUAUGCCCGCCUGGCACUAUACCACAAUCUAAUGGACAAUGUAAAAAGCCUUGCCCACCUGGAACUGUACCUGGACCAAAUGGGGAAUGCAGAGAACCUCCAUGUCCGCCCGGAACUGUGAGGGAUCAAAACGGAAAUUGUAGAGAACCUCCAUGUCCGCCUGGCACUGUCAGACAAUCUAAUGGACAAUGCAAAAAACCUUGCCCACCUGGAACUAUACCUGGACCAAAUGGGGAAUGCAGAGAACCUCCAUGUCCGCCCGGAACUGUGAGAGAUCAAAACGGAAAUUGUAGAGAACCUCCAUGCCCGCCUGGCACUGUAAGACAAUCUAAUGGACAAUGCAAAAAGCCUUGCCCGCCUGGAACUGUACCUGGACCAAAUGGUGAAUGCAGAGAACCUCCAUGUCCGCCCGGAACUGUGAGGGAUCAAAACGGAAAUUGUAGAGAACCUCCAUGUCCGCCUGGCACUGUAAGACAAUCUAAUGGACAAUGCAAAAAACCUUGCCCACCUGGAACUAUACCUGGACCAAAUGGGGAAUGCAGAGAGCCUCCAUGUCCGCCCGGAACUGUGAGGGAUCAAAACGGAAAUUGUAGAGAACCUCCAUGCCCACCUGGCACUGUAAGACAAUCUAAUGGACAGUGCAAGAAGCCUUGCCCACCUGGAACUAUACCUGGACCAAAUGGGGAAUGCAGAGAACCUCCAUGUCCGCCCGGAACUGUAAGGGAUCAAAACGGAAAUUGUAGAGAACCUCCAUGCCCACCUGGCACUGUAAGACAAUCUAAUGGACAGUGCAAGAAGCCUUGCCCACCUGGAACUAUACCUGGACCAAAUGGGGAAUGCAGAGAACCUCCAUGUCCGCCCGGAACUGUAAGGGAUCAAAACGGAAAUUGUAGAGAACCUCCAUGCCCACCUGGCACUGUAAGACAAUCUAAUGGACAAUGCAAAAAACCUUGCCCACCUGGAACUGUACCUGGACCAAAUGGGGAAUGCAGAGAACCUCCAUGUCCGCCCGGAACUGUGAGGGAUCAAAACGGAAAUUGUAGAGAACCUCCAUGCCCACCUGGCACUGUAAGACAAUCUAAUGGACAAUGCAAAAAACCUUGCCCACCUGGAACUGUACCUGGACCAAAUGGGGAAUGCAGAGAACCUCCAUGUCCGCCCGGAACUGUAAGGGAUCAAAACGGAAAUUGUAGAGAACCUCCAUGCCCACCUGGCACUGUAAGACAAUCUAAUGGACAAUGCAAAAAACCUUGCCCACCUGGAACUAUACCUGGACCAAAUGGGGAAUGCAGAGAGCCUCCAUGUCCGCCCGGAACUGUGAGGGAUCAAAACGGAAAUUGUAGAGAACCUCCAUGCCCACCUGGCACUGUAAGACAAUCUAAUGGACAAUGCAAGAAGCCUUGCCCACCUGGAACUGUACCUGGACCAAAUGGUGAAUGCAGAGAACCUCCAUGUCCACCCGGAACUGUGAGGGAUCAAAAUGGCAAUUGUAGAGAACCUCCAUGCCCACCUGGCACUGUUAGACAAUCUAAUGGACAAUGCAAAAAACCUUGCCCACCUGGAACUGUACCUGGACCAAACGGUGAAUGUAGAGAACCUCCAUGUCCGCCCGGAACUGUAAGGGAUCAAAAUGGAAAUUGUAGAGAACCUCCAUGCCCACCUGGCACUGUAAGACAAUUUAAUGGACAAUGCAAGAAGCCUUGCCCACCUGGUACAGUACCUGGACCAAAUGGGGAAUGCAGAGAACCACCAUGUCCGCCCGGAACUGUGAGGGAUCAAAACGGAAAUUGUAGAGAACCUCCAUGCCCACCUGGCACUGUUAGACAAUCUAAUGGACAAUGCAAAAAACCUUGCCCACCUGGAACUGUACCUGGACCAAACGGUGAAUGUAGAGAACCUCCAUGUCCGCCCGGAACUGUAAGGGAUCAAAACGGAAAUUGUAGAGAACCUCCAUGCCCACCUGGCACUGUAAGACAAUCUAAUGGACAAUGCAAGAAGCCUUGCCCACCUGGAACUGUACCUGGACCAAAUGGGGAAUGCAGAGAACCACCAUGUCCGCCCGGAACUGUAAGGGAUCAAAACGGAAAUUGUAGAGAACCUCCAUGCCCACCUGGCACUGUAAGACAAUCUAAUGGACAAUGCAAAAAGCCUUGCCCACCUGGAACUGUACCUGGACCAAAUGGUGAAUGUAGAGAACCUCCAUGUCCGCCCGGAACUGUGAGGGAUCAAAACGGAAAUUGUAGAGAACCUCCAUGCCCGCCUGGCACAAUAAGACAAUCUAAUGGACAGUGCAAAAAGCCUUGCCCACCUGGAACAGUACCUGGACCAAAUGGGGAAUGUAGAGAACCACCAUGUCCGCCCGGAACUGUGAGGGAUCAAAACGGAAAUUGUAGAGAACCUCCAUGCCCACCUGGCACUGUAAGACAAUUUAAUGGACAAUGCAAGAAGCCUUGCCCACCUGGAACUGUACCUGGACCAAAUGGUGAAUGUAGAGAACCACCAUGUCCGCCCGGAACUGUGAGGGAUCAAAACGGAAAUUGUAGAGAACCUCCAUGCCCACCUGGCACUGUUAGACAAUCUAAUGGACAAUGCAAAAAACCUUGCCCACCUGGAACUGUACCUGGACCAAACGGUGAAUGUAGAGAACCUCCAUGUCCGCCCGGAACUGUAAGGGAUCAAAACGGAAAUUGUAGAGAACCUCCAUGCCCACCUGGCACUGUAAGACAAUCUAAUGGACAAUGCAAGAAGCCUUGCCCACCUGGAACUGUACCUGGACCAAAUGGUGAAUGUAGAGAACCUCCAUGUCCGCCCGGAACUGUAAGGGAUCAAAACGGAAAUUGUAGAGAACCUCCAUGCCCACCUGGCACUGUAAGACAAUUUAAUGGACAAUGCAAGAAACCUUGCCCACCUGGAACUGUACCUGGACCAAAUGGGGAAUGUAGAGAACCACCAUGUCCGCCCGGCACUUUAAGACAAUUUAAUGGACAAUGUAAAAAGCCUUGCCCACCUGGAACUGUGAGGGCACCAAAUGGGGAAUGUGGAGAACCUCCAUGCCCGCCUGGCACUAUAAAACAAUCUAAUGGACAAUGCAAAAAGCCCUGCCCACCUGGGACUCUGACGGGACCCAAUGGCGAAUGUACAGAACGGCCAUGUCCGUCUGACACCAUCAGGCAACCUGAUGGUUCAUGUGCACCAUACUGUCCAUCAGGUACGACUAGACAAAAAGACGGAAGUUGUAGGAAACCAGAAAUCAUUUGCCCAAGUGGAACCGUCAAACAACGUGAUGGAUUAUGCAGCCCUACUACACCAAAACCUACAACCGAGUGUCCUCCUGGCACUAUAAAACAAUUUAAUGGAAAAUGCAAAAAGCCCUGCCCACCUGGGACUGUGACGGGACCAAAUGGCGAAUGUACAGAACGGCCAUGUCCGUCUGACACUAGAAGACUACCAGAUGGUUCUUGUGAAAAAAUUUGCUCUUCUGGUACUAUCAAGCAACCCGAUGGUUCUUGUGCACCAUACUGUCCAUCAGGCACGACUAGGCAAAAAGACGGAAGCUGUAGGAAACCAGAAAUCAUUUGCCCAAGUGGAACCGUCAAACAACGUGAUGGAUUGUGCAGCCCUACAACACCAAAACCUACAAUCGAGUGUCCUCUUGGUACUAUAAAACAAAUUAACGGAGAAUGCAAAAAGCCCUGCCCACCUGGGACUGUGACGGGACCAAAUGGUGAAUGUGUAGAACGGCAAUGUCCCCCUGGAACUACAAGGGAUCCAAACGGCAAUUGUAGAAAACGUCAAUGUCCGCCUGACACUAGAAGACUACCAGAUGGUUCUUGCGAAACGAUUUGCUCGUCUGGUACUAUCAGGCAACCUGAUGGUUCAUGUGCACCAUACUGUCCAUCAGGUACGACUAAACAAAAAGACGGAAGCUGUAGGAAACCAGAAAUCAUUUGCCCAAGUGGAACCGUCAAACAACGUGAUGGAUUAUGCAGCCCUACAAUACCAAUACCUACAAUCGAGUGUCCUCCGGGAACUAUCAGACAAUUUGACGGAAAUUGUAGUCCAACAACUACAUCACGACCUUGUCCAGCUGAUACCAUUAGACAACCUAACGGAAGUUGCAGACCAAUCGAAGUACGCUGUCAAUUUGGAACCGUGAAGCUACCUGAUGGUUCUUGUGGGACUACUACACCGCAGUAUGUACCAACUCAAACACCACCUCAACCAUCAGUAACACCCGGCAAACCAUUACAACCAUCGGUCACGACACAAAAAACAGCAGUUACUCCAUUUAUACCGUCUAAACCAUCAGUAACAACAUUCCAGCCAUUUACCACUCCACAACCGCCAUUAACUAGUUUAAAACCAUAUCAGCCAUCAAUUGAUACACAGAGGCCUUUCCCUUCUAAUCCUCCCACCACUAAACGUCCUUGCUCGCCAGGUCAAAUUUUGAGCGAAUUUGGUUCUUGUACUUAUCCGCAGAAACCUAGACCCCAGUGUGCGCCUGGCCAAGUACCAGCCCUAUCCGGAAUAGGAUGCGUAUUCCCCCAGACAGAAAAACCGAUUAUUUCUUCUACUACAACAGUAAAACCAAUAACUUGUCGCCCCGGGCAGGUUAAAACUCCUAGUGGAGUUUGCGUCUAUCCUCAAACAUCUACUACAAAAUCUCCUUGUUCUCCAGGUCAAACUCGUCUUCCAUCGGGAGCUUGUAUUUAUCCUGUACAGACUACUCCUAAACCUGGAUUCACUUGUAAACCUGGUCAAUAUCUAUCUUCAUCGGGAAUUUGCCAAUAUUCUCAGACAACAGAAAUUACCACUUACCCAUAUCCUAGACCUACUACUUCAUUUUGCAAACCCGGCCAGAGUAUUUCACCAAGCGGUGAAUGUGUUUAUCCUACAAAGCCUUCUAGACCAAAGUGUUCCGUUGGUCAAAUAUUAACUGACCGUGGAACUUGUGAAUACCCACCGUUAAAGCCAAAGGAUACUUGUAGACCAGGACAAACCUUAUCCCCUGCAGGAAUUUGUAUAUAUCCAACAACUCCUAAACCGACCACUCAAAGUUUAAAACCAUUAUGUCAGCCAGGUCAAAUUCUUUCACCAUCAGGUGAUUGUGUUUAUCCUACUCGCAGACCGCCCACUUCUACAUUUAGGCCAACUUGUAAAAUUGGACAAAUUCUUUCUAAUUCUGGAGUUUGUAUUUAUCCAGUUAGACCAGAAAAGCCUUCUCAGAAACCCUCAUGUCUAUCUGGACAAAUUUUAUCACCUAAUGGUGACUGUGUUUAUUCUACAACACCACCGCAAACGCAAUCUUGCAAAGCCGGUCAAGUGUUGUCGCAAACAGGUAUUUGCAUUUAUCCCGCUACUACUAUAAGACCUUUUACAUUCCCUACACAAAAACCAACUACAACUACUUCAAUCAAAUAUUGUUCACCAGGAACAGUAUUCUCUAAAGAGGAAAACAGAUGCAUUCCAAGUCGAACAACCACCAUCGCACCAAUUACUUCAACUCAAAGUCCUUGCAAAAGAGGACAAAUCCUCUUACCUUCAGGUGUUUGUGAAUAUCCAACAAAGCCAACACAACAACCAAGGUGUAGAGAAGGUCAAAUAUUAUCGGAAUCCGGCGUUUGCAUAUAUCCAACAAGUCCAAAACCAUCAACAUAUCAACCCCCUAAAAAUAAUUGUAAACCCGGUCAGAGUAUAUCGCCAGCUGGUGAAUGUGUUUAUCCUACGAGUCCUUCGGUAUGUAGACGAGGACAAGUAAAAUCUGAAACAGGCGUUUGUAUAUAUCCUACAACACCAAAACCUACAUGCUUACCGGGACAAAUUUUAACGCCAUCUGGUUCUUGUAGUUAUCCAACAAGACCUUCUUCUCCUUCUACACCUAGACCUGUUGUUUGUAGCCCUGGACAAAUAAAAUCAUCUACAGGGGCCUGUAUUUAUCCACCAAAGAUAGAACCUACUUGUCCUCCAGGCCAAAUUAAAUCGCCUUCGGGUACCUGCAAAUUUGCUGUGAGACCGACAACUCCAAAACCAACUUGUCCACCGGGUCAGAUACCCUCGAAAACUAAUAUCAAUCAAUGUGAAUAUCCAAAAUCUACAGGGUACGAUUACCCCAAACCUACAACUAUUUUUACUACUCCAGAGCCAAGGCCAACGAGUAAAUUACCUUGUCCUCCUGGACAAAGUUUAUCACCUUCAGGUGAAUGUGUUUUUCCUAAGAGACCUACAAGGCCUUCCCAAAUGAAAUGCAGGGAUGGACAAGUAUUAACAAACUCUGGUCGUUGCGAAAAUCCUCCAAGACCGGCUUGUGAACCUGGUCAAAUUUUAUCACAACAAGGUGUUUGCAUUUAUCCCCCGAGUACACCGUCCACCGAAAGACCCGGUUUUCCUACCAGGAGGCCUCCUAGUGUCUGUAAACCGGGUCAAAUCUUGACCCCAUCUGGUGCUUGCCAGUAUCCUCGAAUACCAACCGAAACUACUACUUCUACGCAACGUCCCAAAUAUUGUCCUUUUGGAACAAAAUUGUCCCCUGAAAGUAAUGAAUGUGUACCAACAAUACCAUCCCCUGUAACUUGUCGACCUGGACAAAUACAAUCUCCUACAGGAGUAUGCAUCUACCCACCAACAACUGAAAAGCCUAGUUGUCCUCCUAAUCAAAUAUUGACUCCAUCUGGUGCUUGCCAAUAUCCUAGAAUACCGACUCAAACUACUACUUCUACACAACGUCCCAAAUAUUGUCCUUUUGGAACAAAAUUGUCUCCUGAAAGUAAUGAAUGUGUACCAACAAUACCAUCUCCUGUAACUUGUCGACCUGGACAAAUACAAUCUCCUACAGGAGUAUGCAUCUACCCACCUACAACUGAGAAGCCUAGUUGUCCUCCUAAUCAAAUAUUGACUCCAUCUGGUGCUUGCCAAUAUCCUAGAAUACCGACUCAAACUACUACUUCUACACAACGUCCCAAAUAUUGUCCUUUUGGAACAAAAUUGUCUCCUGAAAGUAAUGAAUGUGUACCAACAAUACCAUCCCCUGUAACUUGUCGACCUGGACAAAUACAAUCUCCUACAGGAGUAUGCAUCUAUCCACCUAAGCCAACAUGUCCUCCUAAUCAAAUUUUGGACUCAUCCGGUCGAUGCACCUUCCCAACAAGACCCACUGCACCAAGUACUGAGCCAAGUGUAACAUGUCGACCUGGUCAAAUCCUGUCUUUCGGCAAAUGCAUUUACCCUACAAAAACUCCUUCAACAACCCCACCUCCAGAAGGAUAUUUCUAUCCGAAACCCGUGAAACCUUUUCCAAGUACCCCUGGAGAUCAACGAGUGUGUCCGCCCGGGACAAGAAAGACCUCCACGGGUAUUUGCGAACGACAAUGUCCACCCGGUUCCUUCCGAUCGCCGACAGGUGAUUGUACCUUUAACAAGCCCACAGGCCGACCAACAGACACGAACACCCAAUCUACUCCAACUUAUUCCUCUAAAAAACCUUAUAGGCCUGUCACGGAAGGAGGCUACCACUACGACAAGCCGAAUCCACCUUUCGAUUUGCCCACUUCGACUUCGAGAGGUAACAGUGAAGUCGAGACUGGACCGACCACCGAGCACGACUCCGAUGGUACAAAUAUCCACAGCGAGAUAGCACAACCUGACAAUCACGGCGACUCGGACAAUGAACACGACGUCUAUCUUUCAACAACUACUGCCAAGACUUUUGUCGAUGUUAUUCAUACACCGUCCCCCAGCGACAUAAACGUCCAAGUUCCCGCUGGAUGCGCAGCAGCGCUGAAGUGCGUACAAGAAAUCUACUGUACAGCCGAAGGUACCAUUUCUCCGGUACCCGUAGUUCUCACCAAACAGCAGGAAUUAAUGAGAGUUCCGACAACAGCUUGCAGAGAAGUGGAAACAGGAAUUAUUGGUAAAUGUUGUCGCGAUCCCUAUUACAAGGAUCCAUGGCCGUCAGCAAACUUAGUGGACGGCGUGGAUGAUGGAACGUACAAAGAAGACAACCAUUUCGGGCAACACACCAAUCCAAAUAUAAACAUCAACAGAAAAGGCAGACAAUCUUACGGAAAGUGCGGAGUAAUUAAUAAGGACACUAUUCCACGAGGUCCAGGACCGUUGGACGCUAACUUCGGCGAGUUCCCAUGGCAAGCGAUGAUUUUAAGAAAUACCAACCGCAGCUUGCUUUGCGGUGGAGCUAUCAUAGCAGAUGAUGCAGUAUUGACGGUCGCUCACUGCGUGGAAGGACUUCAAACCGGCGACGUUCAAGUGAAAGGUGGCGAAUGGAAAUUGGGCAUCGAAGACGAACCUCUAGAUUACCAAAUACUUAAUGUAGCCGCGAUAGUUAGACACCCGAAAUACAAAAGCGAAGGUUACGAUUUGGCUGUUCUGAAGCUCUCCGGAAAGUUCAAGUGGGCGCAGAACGUCGGUCCGAUUUGCCUGCCCGAUCCCAAAUCUAAACCCGCCAACUGCAAGGUCACUGGAUGGGGAAAACGAAUACUCCAACUGCACGCGAGAGGUGCAAUAAUGCACCAAAUCGACGCGGAUGUGAUCAGCGACCAGCAAUGCCAGCGAACAUUGAGCGAGAAAUUCCAAGACUCUCUGCCUAACUACAACAAGCAUUUCUAUUGCGCCACGUCCGAUAUAGACCAAUGCAAGGUGGAUAUCGGUAGCGCAUUGGCCUGCACAAACGAUCAAGGUGUUUAUGUAGCAUCUGGUAUAUUCGCCUGGGAUACCGGCUGCAAGCAGGAAGACCAAAUAGGAGGUUACACGGAGACCGACACGCCUUGGGUGCAAGAGUGCUUGAAGAAGCCGCUGGACGAGUUGAAGAAGUUGGAUCAGGAAUAUUUGCUCAACAGCAGAAAGUAGAUUAGAACGAAAACAACGAACAACGUAAUAUAAAUAGUAUUUUGUAGAAGUUUAAUUUGCUGAAGUUGAAAUGAUCAAGAGACCUAAAUUAAAGUUAAUUUUGCAGGAAUUUUAACAUGUUUUUUCCAGAGCUUUUUUUACCUGAAAUUUUUUUGAGUACAACAUGAAAAUAACGAAUUUGGCGACAUGUUCAAAUAAUGUCUCUGUUAAAAUGUAAUGUAUUUGUUAAUGUAUAUAAAUACCUAUAAAAAAGCAUGUGAUAAACGGUAACAAAACUUCAGACUACUUAUUUAUUUUUAAGAAUGCCAGUAAUUUGUUUUGUAUAUUUUUUUGUAUUAUUUAAUUUUAACAAAAACUGCCAUAUGUAAAAAAUGUUUCGUUGUAUUAAAUUAGGUUUUUAUAUUGAAAUAGAAAACAAUACUCAUUUUUACUUGUAGAUUCUAUAAAAAUAGUAGGAUAACUGUUAUGUAUAAAAUAAUAUAAUAAAUAAAAAA